This is a messenger RNA of Vicia villosa (hairy vetch), 1789 nucleotides long. RefSeq lists its product as uncharacterized. The record is from RefSeq and is a predicted model, not a curated record. NCBI's taxonomy places the organism in Eukaryota, Viridiplantae, Streptophyta, Magnoliopsida, Fabales, Fabaceae. The transcript is spliced from 4 exons. The coding region runs from base 404 to 1492 and encodes 362 amino acids.
GAGUGUAUGGUUUCACUUUCUCUCUCCAAAAGCAGAUUAGAAUUUAAGAGAGAGAAACACUAACACCCACCUUCACACCCACACACCCCCAUACCCUUUUUCCUUUCAUUUCCUCACCCUCUCAAUUUCCCUCUCGAUUCCAUCGCCUUUACUUUCGAUCCUUUUUCCUACAACAGAACCUUAUUCCUCUCUUUCUCUUUCUUUUCUUUCUCUCUUUCUUAAAUUCUCUUCGUUUUCUUCCAUUUUUCACAUUUUCUUCUCCCUGAUGCGCAGUGGUUUCUCCAACUAAAUUGUUGGAUUUAUUCAUAACUCUAUUUGCUAGCUGGGGCCUAGCCCCAAACAUUAAAGGGAAAGGAAAGAAACAAAAAGCUAGAAGCCUCUAGGUUCUGUUUGUGUUUCGAAAAUGGCAAAAGGAAGCAGAGGACGAUACAGGGUUGCUUCGCGUCAGUACAGGCUGACUCCAUACCCACUGGCUCGAUGCAAAAGGGGUAUCUGUGAGGAAAUGUGCCAAAAGAAAUGCUCUAAAGCAUUGGAUAAGAAAGAGUGCGAAGAUGUAACAUGUUCUGUGUGCAUGGAAUAUCCACACAAUGCCGUUCUUCUUCUCUGUUCUUCUCACGACAAGGGCUGCCGUCCCUAUAUGUGCGGAACUAGCCUUCGUCAUUCCAACUGCCUUGAUCAGUACAAGAAAGCUUACACCAAAGUAAUUUCAGCACGUAAUGGACAGAACGUUCUGGGCAGUCCAUUUGUGCGCCAUGAUUUGAACUUAACUGAUGAGAAGAACGAAGUUACUGAACUUGCUUGCCCCUUAUGUAGGGGUCAGGUUAAAGGUUGGACAGUUGUGGAGCCUGUGCGAGACUAUCUCAACGAAAAGCAAAGAAGCUGCAUGCAGGAAGACUGCUCGUUUGUCGGGAGCUAUAAGGAGUUGAAGAAGCAUGUGCGGGCAGAACAUCCUUUGGCACGUCCACGGACAGUAGAUCCUGAUGAUGAGCAGAAAUGGAGAUGGCUUGAGUGGGAGCGUGAACGUGAAGAUGUUAUCAGCACAGUGACAUCAGCCAUGCCCGGGGCAGUGGUUUUUGGAGAUUAUGUUAUAGAAGGUCGCCAUAAUAAUGACUUUGAUUCAGAUGAUGAGGGUGCUCUUGAAGCGGGUAAUGGAGAAAGAAGUGGUAGAUUUCAGAUGGGUAUGGAGGCUAUGAAUUUCUUCCUCCUGUUACACGCGGUUCGGCAGGGGAAUGAUAUCAACAGCAUAAGUAGACGGCUGAGGCCUGAGCUGGCCCCUAACAGGCUAGCCGAUCAGAACGAGGACAAUGAGCUGGAUGUCAUACUGGAUGUCUCGGAUGACGACAAUGAUGAUGGAAGCUACAAUGAAGUCAAUGAUGAUGGUGUAUCCCUGGUUAGUCGGCUUCGCAGACAAGGUGGUGGAAGAGUUCUGUUGAACCGUUCAGGCAGGAGGCGCAGGCGUAGAGAAGCAAACGCAACGAUGGAAGGAAGUUGAUGAUUAUGCGCAGGAGGUUGGAAAGGGGCAAGUUUCUUAGGUAUAUAUUAGUUCAGAAAAUUCAGCACAGCCAUUAGUGGUGGCUUAAAUAACUAUUUGAAGGGUUUUUCAUUCUCAAGAAGAAAGAAAAAUCAAAAGAUGGGCAUUUUUAUUUGUUGUAAUUUGUCUUUCAUGUACAUGUACAUUCCUUACCUUCCUCCUUUAGUCUUAUUGCUUUUGCACAUUAUAAUGUGAAUUUCACUUAUGUAAACAUUUGAUUGUAUGAAAAUCUUCGGCAAAAAUUUGAUUGCCAUGAAA